AUGAAUAUUCAGAGAGAGGGUGGUAUGCUGCUAGGUUACCUUGGAAGUUUUAUGGCAAGAAAAAGGAAAGUGCAAAACAAGGACCAAUGCAAUGCCAAUAGCAGGGUGAGUUGGAGAGAGUGUGAGAGGUUAAAUGUUUCUCAUGACAGGAGGAGGGCAAGAAAUGGCAAGGUGAGGGCAAGGUUGGAAAAUGCAAGUGAGGUUUUAGGUUUAUUGGAGCAAGUGAGGUUAGGAUUGCAUCCAAGCCAGGCCAUGCUGUUGAAUGCUGCUCUAUGGUAUGGCAGGUUGGGAAGUGGCAAUGGACAGUUUGAUACUACACAUUCAAAGGGAAGAGGUCCACCUACUUUGCGACUUCAUGGUCAGACUUGUCAUCAAAUUGGAACUUUGCUUCCGGUACAAGGUCUUCCUCCGCAAUAUGCUAAACUGUAUAUAUUUGACACUGAGCACGAGGUCAAUAACAUAAUGGAUUGCUUCAGGGAGAAUAAAUUUGUUGAAAGAGAUGUUGUGACAAAAUUAAAGUCCAUGUUGGACGACUGUAACUUACAUGCUAAAGUGUUUAGGAUGUUAUUCAUACCAUUGAAUUUCAAACAAGGGUUACCACAUGCUCACAUUUUAAUUUUCAUUCACCCUCAAAACAAGUAUCCAACACUGUCCGACAUAGAUAACAUAAUUUGUGCUGAGAUUCCAUACCCUGAACUUCAUCCAAUGUUACACAACUUAGUCAAGGAACAUAUGAUCCAUGUUUCGUGUGGUCUUUCACGUGUAUCCUCGCCAUGUAUGAAGAAUAAAAAGCGUUCUAAAUACUUUCCCAAGAAGUUCAUCGAUGAUACAAUUGUUGAUGCUAAUGGUUUUCCAUUUUACAAAAGAAGAUCCAAUACACAUGUUAUUCACAAAAGUGGAACUGCUUUGGACAAUAGGCAUGUUAUUCCCUAUAAUACAACGUUGAUAUUGAAAUAUCAGGCGCAUAUCAAUAUGGAGUGGUGUAACCAAAGUACUUCAAUCAAAUAUAUUUUAAAAUACAUACACACGGGGUUCGACCGAAUAUCCGCAACUAUAGUUCCUUCAAUAUCCAAAACAUUGCAAGAUCAAGAGCUCGUUGAUGAAACCAAACAAUAUCUAGAUUGUAGUUAUGUUUCUCCAAGUGAAGCGUGUUGGUGA
Messenger RNA from Lathyrus oleraceus (garden pea), 1158 nucleotides. RefSeq lists its product as uncharacterized. The record is from RefSeq and is a predicted model, not a curated record. The transcript is spliced from 8 exons. NCBI's taxonomy places the organism in Eukaryota, Viridiplantae, Streptophyta, Magnoliopsida, Fabales, Fabaceae. Bases 1 to 1158 code for a protein of 385 amino acids.